Suillus subalutaceus is the source of this 2298-nucleotide messenger RNA. RefSeq lists its product as uncharacterized. The coding region runs from base 1 to 2298 and encodes 765 amino acids. The transcript has 3 exons. The record is from RefSeq and is a predicted model, not a curated record. NCBI's taxonomy places the organism in Eukaryota, Fungi, Basidiomycota, Agaricomycetes, Boletales, Suillaceae.
AUGAAUGCGCCAGUAGAUUCCCUUGGCAUGCCUUUGCGCACAUACAGUGCAGCUCCACGUUUUGGAGGUGACUACACUCAGCUGGUCAACUUCCUGGAGUCAGUAGAACGACUUGCGCAACCACUUGGGCUGUCAGAUAAGGACAUCAUCAAGUAUGCCUUGAAGUAUACUGCGCCUAACGAGAGAGAGCUGUUUUCAAAUGUGGCAUUGAGCGCCGUUAUACACGCCCUACUAGCGCGCAAUCCGCUAUUCCGCUUCCGCCUUGAAGCGCACCAUGAAGCGCCACUCGUAGGCGCACCUCAGCAACCAGAACACGCCUUAGAUCAGCCAGCAGUUGCAGUCAUGGCGCCAGUACACGAAACACGUGAAACCAUUCCCCUUCCGCCUACUCCAGCAUCGCCUAUCAUUGAAAUUGCUUUCGCACCAGCCCAUAUCGAGGCGCCUAUUGUAGGCGAACCUACAGAGCUUCAAAGCGACCCAGAAGAUCAGUUGGACGAAGUUGUUUUACCCCAGCAAGAAGUACAAGCACCUACCGCUAUCGCGAACGCGCUAAACGCGCCACUAGAGGAGAUCGCAUCACCCAUCAUCAACAACGACCUCAAACCCCCAUCGCAUUUUAGCGCGCCUAUUCAGGAGCAUUCUGCAGUGCCAGAGCUCCAAAAUGCGCCAUACCUUGACCAGAGUUUGUCUCUGGUAAAUCCGCUUGUUACUGACAAUACCGUGCAUAUUGCGUGUUCCGCUUUCAGUGACUUCCGCUUGCCAGUCAAACAUCCUUGCAUCACAUCACCCACUCACCAUAUAGAUCAUGUCUCAGGCGACCCUGACGCGCCUCCAGUGCACCCUAUGGCGCCUGAAAUCGUGCAGUUUGCGCGCCUAGAGGCAAUGUACAUUCAACCUUCGCCUUUUUCGCCUUUUUCGCUUGUUUCGCAUUUUUCGCUCUCAAGGAGUUUUUUAUCAGUUGCUAAUACUUUGCUUUCCCCUUCAAUCAAGCUCACCAUCAUUCCCUCACUUAGGCGCCACAGUCGCGCGCCUAACGCCUUAAUUCUCACGCCGAAGGCGCCCAUCAUUACACCAAAGUUUUCCCUCGAUCGCGUUUUUACCACCUUAUCACUUUUAAAUCGCAUUCCUUGCAUUCAUCAUGACUUAUAUUUCAAUCAGCCAUUCAGGCGCGACUUAGGCGCGUGCCUGGCAUGUACACAUCCGCCUACAGCAUCCAUCAUUACAAUUAACUUCACAUCAUUUGUCCUUAUUCGCAUUUUUCGCGUUUUCGCCUAUCACGUCCAUAUCACCUUUUCAUUUUCUAUCAAACACCAACCAUUCAUGACCAAGCGCCUAUGGCGCCUUGAUAAAUCGUCCAUACUCAUCAUCUGCGCCUUAUUCGCGCCUAAUCUUGCUUCAUAUUCAUCUUUCACUAACGCGUUUUCAGUAUAUCAGCCUAUCCUCGCAAAUCCAGAGGAUAUAAUCAUUUUCGCGCCUAAAUGCGCUAACGUGCCAGCGUCGCCUGCAGCCUAUCAUGCUGUAGUGCAUCUCUACUACCCUCGCCUCGCCUCGCCUUGGCGCGCGCCUAAUAGGCGCCACCAAGUGCAAGAAUUCAUCCCUCCAGUCACUAGUCCGCCGCCAUCGCGACACCUGUUUCAUAGCGCGCCUAGUGGGACUUGGUUUGGACAUGGGUUGGACCACUUCCUCAACACGCAGUUUCGCCUUCCACACCUUGGAUAUCACUGGACAUUCGCCUCUUCACCUUCCCUGCACUAUGCGAUGCUUACGCGGCAUACGCGACAUUCGCGCUUAUCACGCACAUCCGCGCACCUCAGGCGCCUCAAGCGCGAAUGUUCCCGCGCCUUACACAGCACAUUCACGCCACACUCGCAUCAUCAGCCAUCUAUUGUCAUCAUGAGUUCGCAUCCUUACGCCAUCUUGAAGAGUCGCUAUCACUUGAAUACCGCAUUCGCGCACUUCCGCUUCAUAAGCGCGAAUGUUCCCACGCUUCGCGCGCCUAUGACGCCUUAUUCACGCGCAUACACACAUCACUCUCGCCUCAUUGCAGUCAUCUCCAUAUCAUUCAGGCAGUUGUCACCAUCACAUCCCCAAGCUUUUGAUUGUGUUUGCACACACCAGAGUCACUUCGCGCAUUCCGCUGUUCUACCGCGCUUUCACGCCCCUAUGACGCCUUACGCCUGCGCCUCUCCCGCGCCUAGCGCGCCAUUGUUUUGCCAGUCUCGCCUCAUCACAUUCGCCUCAGACACGCUCGCAGUACACUCCUCUCGCAUCACAUACCCCCAUCACAACUUCGCUUGA